Mytilinidion resinicola is the source of this 1378-nucleotide messenger RNA. Its product is annotated as beta subunit of citrate lyase. The record is from RefSeq and is a predicted model, not a curated record. The coding region runs from base 89 to 1057 and encodes 322 amino acids. Gene Ontology annotation, molecular function: magnesium ion binding; catalytic activity. Gene Ontology annotation, biological process: oxaloacetate metabolic process. The transcript is spliced from 3 exons. Lineage: Eukaryota; Fungi; Ascomycota; Dothideomycetes; Mytilinidiales; Mytilinidiaceae.
CAACUACAUUCGACAACUUCCUCCUCCUACUGGUUCUCUUCAGUUUCUACAUAUACGUGUUUCAUAUUAGACCUCAAUUGCAUCCAACAUGGCUGCUCCAAUAAUCCGCAGGGCGCUUCUAUAUGUGCCUGGAUCCUCCAAAAAGAUGCUCGACAAAUCACGAGGACUGAAUGUUGAUACGAUAGCCUAUGACCUUGAAGACUCUGUCACACCAAACAAGAAAGUAGAAGCACGGCAGAACCUCCGACAUCUCCUCCAACAACCGCGAGCAGCUGGUAUACGGGAACAAGCCGUGCGGAUAAACUCAGUAGAAAGUGGUCUGGCGUUGGCAGAUCUACAAGAAGUGCUCCACUCCCCCAACCUCGACGCCCUCGUCCUGCCCAAAUGCAAUUCCGCAUCAGACCUCCACUUCCUGACCGACGUGCUGCGCCAAACCCUCCCAACACGGCAUCCCUCGACUCCUUCCUCAGCCUCCUCAACAGAUCACCCACCCAUCCGCCUGAUCGCCCUCAUCGAGUCCGCGAAAGCCAUCCAGAACCUCCCCUCCAUCUGUGCUGCCUCCCCCUACCUCAGCGGCCUCAUCUUCGCCGCAGAAGACUUCGCGCUCGACCUCAGCAUAACCCGCACACCCUCCCUCCACGAGUUCCUCUACGCGCGCUCCGCCAUCGCCACCGCCGCGCGGGCUGCGAACCUAGCUAGCACGAUCGAUUUGGUGUGUACGGCAUACUCGGGCGUUCAGGGGCUGAAGACACUGGAGGAAGAGUGUCUAAACGGGAAGGGGAUGGGGUUCAAUGGGAAGCAAGCGAUUCAUCCAAGUCAGGUGGAGGUGUGCCAGAGGGUGUUCUCGCCAGGGGAGGCGGAGUUGGAGUGGGCGGUCCGGGUAGUGGUUGCAGACGAAAAGGCGGCUGAGGCUGGACGAGGCGCAUGGACAUUGGAUGGGAAAAUGAUUGAUGCCCCCGUUGUUGGGAAGGCGAAGGCGGUGGUGGGGAGAGCGGAGUCCUGUGGGAUUGACGUUGAGACUGUGAGGGAGAAGUGGAAGGGCCAAGAGCCGGAAUAGGGAUGGGAAGAGACCGGAGGUGGAGAAAGGCAAAAUUAGAGUUGGUAUACACUGGGUAGCACAUGCUGAAUACCUCACAAAAUGGAGUCGGGAGUUUAGGAGGGUGGGGAGGGCCAGGUCAUCACACGGGGAUAUAUGACUAGGCAUGCUAACUUGAUUGAAGGCGAAGAAUUGAGUCCAUAGGUUUACGAUCAAACCCCCCAUAGCAGCUUGCCCUUUGAAUCAGCUCCAAGUCCGAGUUCAGAUCGCGGUCUUUGCCACUCAUAUGUGAGCACGUGAGCAACUUUCAACCAUUUGUUUUUCCUACAAUAUUCGAUAAUC